AUGGCCACAACCAUGGGAUCACGACCCGGGUCGACAGGCUCUGCGCCUGCUCAUCACCCAUCACUGCCCGCAUCCCCGACGCUUACAAACCCAGACAUGAUCCUGCCCGACUACCCUGACUACGAUCGGUCCCCUUCGCCUGUCCGCCUCGACUCGAACCGCCCUCAGUCGCCGCUGACCAUGUGGAGGAACGCCCAGGCCGCCGGUGGAUCAAACGACAACAACAUCAACAACAUGCUGUACAACCAGGCGAGCCAGCAGUUCACCGGCUUUGCUUCUGCCGCGCCCGCCACGCCCAUCAUCUAUGGAAACGGGACAAUGCUCUCAGACAUCGGCGAGGUCACCGAGGUCGAGAGCACGCUCGGCAGGCCAUCACCUCCACGGCACAUCCCUGUCCGGGUCUCACCCUACGGGACUAAGGACAGAGACAGCGAAAGUGAUGCCGCGCUGCGAUCUUCUCCGACCAUGGGCCAGGGUGGGAGUCUCUCUGCUAUCAAGAAGAAGGCAAGAGAACAGCGAGAUCGGCGUUCUUCGACCGGCAGCGACAGCACAGUCACCGACCAUCAUGACCAAGCCAACCUAUUCGCAGACUUUAGUGACGCUGUCAGUGUGGGAGGUGACAGUGUCUUUCAGGGCGACGAUGAGGAGAGCAUGGCUAGUUCGUACGUUGAGGAGUCUGACAUUACUGGCGCAUCAGACGGGCAGAGCAGUGUACCUGUGAGCCUCUCUUAUGAGAGCAGACAGAAGUAUUCCACAGCCCAAUUGAGCCGGAGGGCUGAGCACAUUCUUGCUAACGCGAAAAGGAGAUUGACGACUAUGGAGGACAACCUCACUAGGGCUAGAAGCUCGUUAGCCAUCGCCACCUAUUCGUCCGGUUCUAAUGCUUCCACUCCGUCUCCGCCAAUAGCACGGGCAACAUCUGCACUUUUCGUGUCGACAUCGUCUCCUUCGUCACCCGCUCUCUCCGGCCACAGCAGAAAGGGCAGUGAUCAGGCCCUACGGAUCGGCUUACCCAUCAAGGUCUAUCCGCAGAGGUCAUCUAGUGUCACUGGGCACACCAAUUCCAGGCAGCACCCGCUGACCGUUUCUAAGAGCGCGGAUCAGUUGAACGGUCAGUACAAGCGGGCGUCAUACAUUGUGCGCGAAGCACAGGUCGCACUCGAGCCACUCAGCGAAGAUGAGGCAUCACAAGUAUCGAGCCAGGCCCACCUCAACACACCGUACAGGCACUCCACCAUCACGAGUCCAACAUUUGGGACUGGGUCCGAGCGAGGCCUUGCCCGGUCGGCAUCAGUGAAUCAGAUGAGAGACAUCAAGGACCAGGUGAACGACCUCAAGGGCAAGAUCUCCAGCUUGCGGGAGCAAGCGCGAGCAGACAGUCUCAAGAGGAGGAGCAUACAAAGCUUACGGACACCGAGCCCAUUCACUUACUCUCGGGUCGGGCAGUGGUCUGGUGCAUCGGACUCGACAGUGGACUCUGAGACGAAGUCGGACAAGCUGGGCCAUUCAAGCGACGAAACGGCGAGCAUUGGCAAGGACAGUGCCGUGAAUGUCGGUGAAAUAGGUGACUACGAGGCAGCAAGCGUGUACAGCGUCGAAAAUGUGGAACACCCGGGACAUGGCCAAGCUGAUCAAUUCGAUCGCGACAGCACAGCCGCGCUCCGAGCAGAGGGAUUCGUGCAAGUUGAGGACGACGACGAUCUGUUCACCGAGAAUGGCGAUGUUGAUGAAGACGCACUGGAAGAGGAGCUGGAAGAAGUGUUCGACACAGUGAGCGAGGGCGGCGACUCCCUCUAUCAUGAGGCCGUGCAGCACCAAGUCUCGCACGAAGAUCGAGAGGAUGCUUUUGACUACGAGCAUUUCUUUCUCCACAGUGCCAUGGGGACAAUCAGCCAACGAAUGGCCAUGGCCCGUCGAGGGAGCGACGCCACCUAUACCUCAGAGUCGUCAAUGGAGACAACAAGGGGCCCGAUUACUGAGAAGGACCAGAAAAGGCCGCAUCAUUCCAGAAGGGGCAGCGAGGCAUCGGUAUCGAGUUUCGAGUCUUUUGCAACUGCCGAAGAAGCCUUGUCGAGCCGCCAGAGCAUGGAUAGCAGCAGGGGCCCCGAAAACUUGGACGACUUGCCGGAGGAUGGUAGUGCUCCCAGCACACCUUCCACUGAGACUAUGGAAAGUUCGCAAACUUCAAAGCGCACGACAGUCUCUGGGAUCGGCUCACCUUUAUAUGGGAUUUCCGGCCGACCGAGUCCGGAAGGGCAAGCAAAACGAGAAGUCAUGUACUCGACAAUACGUCGGCCGAUGAGCUCGAACGCAGCAAUGAAAGGCCAUCGACCGUCUGUGUCGUCGUUCGACUCGACGGGCACAACACGGAGCUUCCCGCUGGUCAACAGAACCAGCAAGACAUCAAGCACAGGAAUGAUCACCCCGGAGGGCGGGUCCCCAGAUCCUGCAGUGCGGUCGAUCACAAACUCGCUUAUGAGCGACACGACAGUCGCCUGCCAGGAGAUGCAGAAUGGCGAAACGGCCAAAAACGAUCAUUCCGCCCAUGGCGGGCACAAGCACAACAUUAGCAUCAGCAGCACCGCGAGCCUCAUGCAGGAGAACGGCACGACGGCCGUAAUAGAAACUCUGCCCCGAGACGACCAAUUCCUGGUCGAGAGGACGGUGGCGAGCCUGGGCCGGUGCGUCCUUGGCCUAACGGAGAGCGGCCGGGCGAGCGCAGAGGGACGGAUGUACAGGAGAAGGAUCGAUGCUGCGAGGAGGAUCCUCGAGGGGCUGGAUCACUCUUGA
Molecule: messenger RNA, 2790 nt
Organism: Diaporthe amygdali
Lineage: Eukaryota; Fungi; Ascomycota; Sordariomycetes; Diaporthales; Diaporthaceae
Exons: 2
Coding region: 1-2790 (929 amino acids)
Source: RefSeq, a predicted model, not a curated record